This is a messenger RNA of Tachysurus fulvidraco (yellow catfish), 3072 nucleotides long. It is a transcript of the gene vstm2a, whose product is annotated as V-set and transmembrane domain containing 2A. Lineage: Eukaryota; Metazoa; Chordata; Actinopteri; Siluriformes; Bagridae. Bases 390 to 1148 code for a protein of 252 amino acids. The record is from RefSeq and is a predicted model, not a curated record. The transcript is spliced from 5 exons.
UUUGAAACCUUUGCUAGGUUCAAGCCUAUCGGUUAGCAGUCUGAUGAGCAGUCAGUAGCUUGGCGCCGUUGGCGGGAGCCGCGCGCGCUGACGUUUCAGCAACAGCAGCGGUUACGCGCGCCGACAGGGAACGGCAUCGCGCCUCUUCUCACAUCCAUCUGAGCGGCUCGCGCACACAGAGCACCAGCAUCACCAGCGCACAACUUCACCGGGAGUCGCAUCUGAGCCUGAAGUUAGAGCCAUGCAACACAAUCGCCAUUUAAACUCCAACCAUUUCUCAUCGACUUCUUUUUAACAACCAGAAAACGACAUUUUCUGUUCCUUCUUUUUUCUUUCCUUCUUUUUUUUUUCUUUCUUCUUCAUCGGAACAUAUUGUUUUUUCCCGGUUGAUGCGAGACCUUCUCCGUCAUAUGGAAACGAUGUGGAGCUUACACGACUCUGUUGGAUUGGUUUUCUUUUCCUGUUUGUCGAUCCAGAUCGGAUUUUCUCUUCAAGGCAGAUUCACCGAUUUGCCGUCAAACAUCACUGCCAGGGAGGGACAGAACAUUGAGAUGGCGUGCGCUUUCCAGAGCGGCACCUCCUCCGUUUACUUGGAGAUCCAGUGGUGGUUCAUCCGCGCUCCUGAGGAGCCGAGAACGAGCGAGGAGGAGGAGGGGGAGGAGGAGUCGGAGGAGGAGGAGACCGAGAUGGAGCUUAUACCGGAGCCAGACCCAGAUGAUGAAGGAACUAAAAUAAGUACGGUCAAGGUCCAAGGCAAUGACAUUUCCCACAAGCUUCAAAUUGCACGGGUGAGCAAGAGCGAUGAGGGUCUGUAUGAGUGCCGAGUCACAGACGCCAACUACGGAGAGCUAAAAGAGUACAAGGCCCAGGCCUACCUAAAGGUCAAUGCAACAGUCCGUAGAGGACUUAUCAAGAAGACUUCACCUCUGCACCUGACCAAUAAGAAGCCUCGUAAGAGCAGCUCGGCUUUAGGCCAAGACAGCAACGGUAUCAACUCAGACCAACACUCCCAGUCCUCCUCUACCUCUCAGGCAUCACAGUCCAAAACAGUCAAACACAGUGCUGGAUCAGGUACCAGGAUAGAUACGAGCUAUGGACUCACUCUCCUGCUUUUUGCUAGCAUUUGUGUGACGGGAGCUUUGCUAUAGUCUGGGACUCUUUUUCCCCCCUUCACUGUUCUUUUAAAGCCAAGAGAAAUAUCAUCUGCUAUUUCCAUAGCACGGACGCCACCGUUGCCCCAGUUUUUGCACCCAGUGUUAUAAUUAUCUAUACCAGAAUCACCUUUGGUCAAAAAUAUAAGCCCUAGAGCAUAAGACUGUAUUCUUGGACAUGUAUUUGAUGAUCCUGAUAUUAAAAUUGGAUGGACACGAACUAAUUAUGGACUUCAUCCAGAUAUUAUUAAUAAUUUGGUUGUAUUUUCUUUCUGUUCAUAUCCAGCUGUGAAUUUAAUAUAAGAUGCUCUAAAGCCUGGAAAGAAUUUAUAUUUGUGUAUUAUAUAAAUAUAAAUACAGAUAGAUAUAUAAUGAUAUGAUUUUGAACCUUCUUGGACUCUGUACAGCUUGCAUCCAUCCUGGAAUAUUAUGUGUUCAAGGACACUGAAUUAAAUGUGAAUAUAACAGCACUGACAUUUAAGUAAAUAUUGUGGCUGGAUAGGAGUUCUGCUUAACUAUGUGAUGUUCUGCGCUGUUUAAUCUGCUUUGAAGUUUCCUAAUUUUUCCUGGUUUUUAUGAAGAUUGUUCGUGCUCAAAUGCACAUCCUGUUCCUUUGUUGUUGUAGGGUUUUUGUUUUGAUAUUUUCCUUUUCCUUUGUUUUAUUUUGCAUAAUAAAUGUGAGCUUAUUUCUGUUAUCAACCUGUUAGUCUGGGUUUGUCUUCAAGGACAACGGAACUCUUUUUUACACAUCAUGUGCAUGUCUACAGAAAUUAACGCCAGGACAUGUACUAAUUAGCUGAUAAUUAUCUCAGAAAAUACUGACCUCUUUCUAUAUUGCAUGAAAGUUUCCUUUGUUUUUGGGAAGGAGAAAAUAUGUGACAGGAAAUACUCAAGUCAACGUCUGUGGACCUAUGAAUAUCUUAUUGUCUUAUUGACUAAAGAUGCUUAAGUGCAUGUGUGUUUUGGUAUUUCAUCCUAUUUCCACCAACUGGAGUGUGAUAUGGUGAUAUUCCUUUUGAUAUUCUAAGCAUACUCUCAUUUCCACAAAGUCUUGACCAUCUGCCUUUCUGCUUCAAACUCCAUUACACUCGGUCAUUGAAUUUGCACCAUGGCUAGCCAGAUGAUAUUUGAUUUUUCUCCCCUCUCCUAGUUGGAUUUGACUUCAUAACAUUUAUAAUGGAUCUAUCAUCUUAGCACAAUAUAUCAGAAAAAUAUCUAUGUCGUACUGCCCCAGUGAAAGCGAAAACACGAAAGCCAUGGUGUAUUUUAGAUAUUUAGCUAAUGCAACACUCGUCCAUUAACUCAUGGAGAUUUUCUCCCAUUUAUGUACCAAAAUACAUAGGUACUUUUUUCCAGAAUGCUAUUUCAUGUGAAAUGCUAAUCAUUAGUAAGACCAUUAAACAUCAUAUUUGUUUUACAAUCAAGCACUAACUUAACCCAAUACACCACCUACUAAGCUCCUGGCAUAUUAAAAUCAUGAGGAAGUUAGGAUUUGUAAACAAAUCAUUAUGACAAGAUGGCACCUCUUCAAAACUUCAUAAAGGCAUCUGGACAUGACCUUUCCAACCGUCAUCAUUAUGCAGUGUACCCCCUGUGUACAUUCUGCGCUCAGUUCAUACAAUAAAAUGCCACGUCAUUGUCUUUGGGAAGACUUGGGUUCAGUUUAUGAAGCAAAGGCUCCAGUGUAGCUUAAGAAACAAGCCAAUUCUUUUGUACAUGCCUAUGAGAAGGUAUUUUGAAUAUGAUUCAGACUUGUACAACUGGCAUUUACGUCUGUUUAGUGUCUUUGUAACAGCCGCAGUAAAUUACGUAAACAGCAUGAUUGUCUUCAUUUAUUUCAGUAACAUUAAAGUGUGUUCACCACAAUGCUGUCCAUGAUUUAUCAAGAUGGUUCCUGCAAAGGCUUGACAUCUCCAUAUCC